CCCCUCUCCAUCAGUGCAUUUAGGAAAAUGAACCAUAGUUUUAUUAAAUUAAGUAUGCUAGCCGUUUUUUGGUAAAUUAAUUUGAUUCACCUUUGCUUUACGAGCUACAAAUAUGGAUAUUGUAGUGUAGUGAGUAAAUUAGCCUACUGCAUUUAUUAAAACCAAAAAAUGGUUAGUGAAGUGAAACCACGAUUAAUUCUGAUAAGUGAGAGCCCUCCCCCUCUCCUCUCCAUCAGUGUAAAUGCGCGAGGCUUCGGUGUAGAUGACGGAUGCUGCGCUGCGUCCCACACGCUGCCCCAUACUGAUGCCCAACAGACGGACAUUGCACGAGAAAAACAACAAACAGCCUCCAUCACUGAGUUCAGAUUUUCAGCCCUGUGGGUCGGUGUUGAUGUCUGAGCGCUGCAUGGCUAACAGAGGACCGAGCUAUGGGCUCAGCCGUGAGGUCCAGGAGAAGAUCGAGCAGAAGUAUGUCGCUGAGCUGGAGGCUCGCCUGGUGGACUGGAUCCUGUUGCAGUGUGGAGACGACCUGGAGAGACCGGAACCUGGCAAACAGAACUUCCAGAAAUGGCUCAUGAGUGGAACAAUUCUGUGCCGUCUCAUCAACAGUCUGUACCCGAGUGGUAUAGAGCCCAUUAAGAAAAUUACAGAAACUAAAAUGGCCUUUAAACAAAUGGAGAAGAUUUCGCAGUUCCUGCAGGCCGCUGAGGAAUACGGAGUCACUAGAGGAGACAUAUUUCAGACGGUUGAUCUUUGGGAAGGGAAGGACAUGGCAGCGGUCCAGAGGACACUGGUGGCACUGGGAAGUGAAGCUCUCACGAAAGACGAUGGUCAUUUCCGCGGAAACAAAGACUGGUUUCAUAGGAAAGCUAAAGUACAGAAGAGGGAGUUUUCCGAGGAGCAGCUGCGUCAGGGCAGGCGUUUGAUCGGUUUGCAGAUGGGAAGCAAUCGCGGAGCGUCUCAGUCCGGUAUGGUGGGUUACGGCACCCCGCGACAGAUCAUGCGCCACGACUCUCCCCGACACAACGGAAAUGAGUCUGACAGCAAUCCCUAAACACUCCAGUCUGGUAUGAGUGAAACAGUCAGAGUCGUGUAUGUGUGUACAGUAUAUAUAUAGAUACAGUGGACACCAGAUCUGAGUUUACACACAUUAGUGUUAGUGCUUUACCCACAAUCCACCAGAUACGCUGUUAAAAUAAAAUUCAAUCAUGAGUAACUUUGAAUGUGUUGCCCUUUGAGAAGCUGACAGACAGGCUUUUGUGGACGGUCAGAUGUUUAGUCCUGCAUGCUGCGAAAUAGAAACGUUCAAAAGACAGAAGUCUUCUUUUGGGGCGUCAUGGUAUUAUGGUUGAUGUGAUGCUGUAUUACACGCAAAAAAUGAUUUUCUUACUCAGUAUUUUAAUCUUGUUUCCAGUACAAAUAUCUCAGCGUUCACGAUACAUUGAGAAAUAAAAUGAUGUAAGAGAUCGUAAACCUUGUUUUAUUGAAAAAGAAAAAUGUGCAUUUUUGUUUUAAACAAGAACAUAUAUCUGCCAAUUGUAUGAAUGGAUGAUUUUUUUUCUUUCUAACUUAAUAUUUUGGCAAAUUUGUAUUGUGAGCAUAACCUCACUGAAUUUAGAAAUAGGCUAAACAUCUUAAAUCAUUUUGCCUCUUUAAUAGAGGCAUCUUUAGGAAUGGUACAUAUUUGUUCUAGAAUACAUCUAUAAAAAUGCCAAAGAAAAUCAUUUUUUGCAGUCUCACGGGUUCUGACAACAUGCAUAACUGACAGAUUUGUGCUGUUUUCACACAUAAAAAAAGAAUGUUCACAUUGGCGUGCUUAUUUUUCAGACGUCACAGAAGCAAACUGAUGCUUUAGGUCCUAGUUUUGUCAUCAAACUGUGUAUUUAAGUUGCUGUAUAUUCACUGUACAGAAUCAACUGUGGUAUUUAUGAAAUGUAUCUGUUAUUUAUGAAAAUGUCUCUAUUUUCAAAACAUUUCAUUGGAUUUACUAACAUGUAUGUAAGUCCUUUAAAUGUGCUUCUGCUGUGUGACUGUAUUAUAGAUUAUUUAUUGUGAGGUUUCAUGUUUUAUCCACAUAUUUUUGACAAUCACACACCCUUUCCACUUUUUAUGACUUUAGAAACUUUGAAAGUUUUGGUACAUUUAACAGUUUCAGUAUUGUUCAU
Messenger RNA from Triplophysa rosa, 2165 nucleotides. RefSeq names its product transgelin 3a (gene tagln3a). Bases 263 to 1054 code for a protein of 263 amino acids. NCBI's taxonomy places the organism in Eukaryota, Metazoa, Chordata, Actinopteri, Cypriniformes, Nemacheilidae. Gene Ontology annotation, molecular function: protein binding. The record is from RefSeq and is a predicted model, not a curated record. The transcript is spliced from 5 exons.